Molecule: messenger RNA, 1824 nt
Organism: Gossypium raimondii (Peruvian cotton)
Lineage: Eukaryota; Viridiplantae; Streptophyta; Magnoliopsida; Malvales; Malvaceae
Exons: 3
Coding region: 458-1621 (387 amino acids)
Source: RefSeq, a predicted model, not a curated record
GUUAGCCUUCCCUUCCAUUACCUUGACCUUCUCUGCUUCCCCUCAGAACUUUUUAUUUUAUUUUAUUUUUUAUUUUUUAUUAUAUUUUUUGUUUUGUUUUUCAUGAAAACAGCGUAGAGGAUCCAUCAUUCAUUUUCCCGGAAAUACUGGAACCAAUGCCCCCUUCCGUUUAACUGUUAAUCUUAUUCACGAUUUCCCCCACACCAUAUAUCUACGUUUUUUUUUCUUUUUCUUUUUCACUUAAAAAACCGUAUAUUCCUUCUUCUUUUUUUCAAAUAAUUUCGAUUCAAUUUGGUUUCUUCGCUUCAAUGCUCCAGAUUUUUUAAAUUUUGAAUUCAACCCCCCGAAGAAAACCCAAGAAUUCAAAGGUCAAAGGGAGGAGACUGAUUAGAUUAGGGUAAAAGAAAAUUGGGAUUUUUUUGUUUUUUUUUAAAAAAAAAAAGGGAAAACGGGGGAAAUGCUGAUGGAAAGGGAGAGGCGGAAUGGCAUCAAUACAAUUGAACAGUACAGUUACGAUACGAAUGGCCAUUACAGUCAUUUUUGCAAUGAUUAUAGUCUAUUAGAGAAGGAUAAGAUUCAAAAUUUACCCUCUUCAACGAUACCGUCUGCCGGUUUCAUUGAACAUCCCGUUUCCCGCUUCGAUACCCUCGCCGGCGUCGCCAUCAAGUACGGCGUUGAGGUAGCUGACAUAAAAAGGAUGAAUGGACUGGUUACAGAUCUUCAAAUGUUUGCUCUUAAGACACUCCAGAUCCCUUUACCAGGGCGGCAUCCACCAUCACCUUGCUUGUCAAAUGAUUCCACCACACCAGGCAGGCAAAGCAGUGCCAAUGAAUCCCCAGCAAAAAAUUUGUCAGUCGAUUGGCUCGACUCGUUCCAGUCUUUGAGAUUGAAGAGUCCUCGAAGGGUCUCCCCGGCAAUGAGCUCAUUACAAGGGUACUAUGGCCUUAAACCAACAGAAAAAAAGACCAUGCCCGAAGGUUUUGAAAUGGCACUAUACAGGAAGGGUGAAGCUGAUUAUUUGGAAGAUGGUCUGUUCCUUAAACCCUCAUCUUCCAACCCUCUUUCGAUGCUUAAACGGAAGUCUAGAAGUGUAGCUAAUGGAUUUUACGAUGAGAAUGGUGAAAUCCUGGUAGAUAUCAUGUCUGCAGGAGAGGGCAAAGAAGGCGAACCUGAUAAUAAAUCCAAUGAGAAACUUAUUAGAAGACGGCAGAAAUCCGAGGCCGACUUUACUGCCCGCCUAUUGAAGGAAGAUAACACUGGCAACGUAGGGUUUCCAGCGAUAACCGCGAAACAGCUGGCACUGAGAUCAAAAGCAGGAAGCCGGAUGAAUUCCGCGGCAGUCGAUGGGUUCAAUGUGGCAACAAUGAUUUUAGGAGAAGAAUGCACGGUCAAUGGAUAUGGGGAAGUGAGGAAAUCAUCGAGCACAUCUUGUUUGCACGAUCAUCAGGAAAACAGCAGCAAUAUUGGUAGUAGUAGUUUGUCAUCGCUGUGGCCGGCAGCGUCAAAAUGGAGCUUGAAGCCUGAUUUGCAAGCACUUUCAACUGCAGGCAUCAAGAGACCUAUUCUUGAUGGGUUUACGAAACCCAUGCCCGCUCGUAAAAACAAAGCGGCGCUUGAUUAGCGUAGCGUUUAAAACUUAAAUGCCAUUUUUCUUUACUACAACCUUGAACCAACUGCUACAUGCUAGCCUUUUGAGGAGUACAUAUUAUAGAAAGAACUAAGGAAAGGAAAAGAAAGGCCUUAUAAAGAGCGUCAAAAAGGAAAAAGAAAAACAGUUAAUGAAUUGAAAUUUAAAUAAUAAUUUAAUUUUUUUAUUGUUUUCAA